This is a messenger RNA of Zingiber officinale, 2421 nucleotides long. Its product is annotated as beta-hexosaminidase 3-like. Gene Ontology annotation, molecular function: beta-N-acetylhexosaminidase activity. The transcript is spliced from 14 exons. Gene Ontology annotation, biological process: carbohydrate metabolic process; glycosaminoglycan metabolic process. Bases 573 to 2168 code for a protein of 531 amino acids. Lineage: Eukaryota; Viridiplantae; Streptophyta; Magnoliopsida; Zingiberales; Zingiberaceae. Gene Ontology annotation, cellular component: membrane. The record is from RefSeq and is a predicted model, not a curated record.
CAUUCUUUUUUGUUUUCUGAAAUUGAAAAUCAUCUACUGAUCACUUCCUCACUGAAAAAACCUGCUUUGGUUUCAAAAUUAUGUAAAUUGACCUUGCUUUUAAAGGCAAUUUUGCAGCAAUUAAAGCUGAAUAUCUCCUUAUUCAAAUGCAGUAAUUUUACAUGACGAGUCAAUGUUUGAUAGGAAAAACCAUACGUGUAAAAGAAAAAGCAGUAAUUUUUGGAUUCAGGAUCGUUACAUUCCAUAUAUGUUUUGUUUGUUGCCUUGUUGAAAGGAUUCCAUUCUAGGAAUGCCACUCUUCUCGCUUUCUAUCUUUGCAUCUCCCCCUUGCUUCUCUUGGUUUCCUACCUGUCGCUCGAUUUCCAUUACUUCUUUGCUGUUUUUUAUUCUUCUUCUCUUGUCCUCGCUCUUACAAUGCGGCUGUAAUUCUCCGUUUCCGGCUUUAAAAAUCCGUUCUUGCCAUCCUCAUUGCCAGAAAUGCAGCAAAAAUCGCUUCUUUAGAGCCUUUCUUGCGGUUUUGCUCUUCUAGUUUCAUCCUUUUGGGGGUAAAAAUUGCUCCUUUGGGGCUUGCAAUGCUGAUGGGAAAGGGAAAUCGGGGGAGAGGAAUCCUGCUCUUGCUCGGGUUCCUUGCUUGUUUCGAGGCGGCGUUUGGCGGAGAAGACGGAGCGGUUAACCUCUGGCCGAUGCCCAAGUCGGUAAGCCAUGGCUCGCGAACGCUGUCCUUGAGCAAGGAUUUCAAGUUGACGACGCAGGGGAGCAAGUACCCCGAUGAUUCCUCGCUGUUGAAGGAAGCUUUCAAGAGGAUGGUCGAUGUGGUACAAGUGAAUCACAUCGUUGACGGUCGAGUUCCGAAUUCGAUGGUGCUCGCUGGGUUGAAUGUGGCUAUUUCUUCAGCAGAUGAUGUGCUGAAAUUUGGGGUGAAUGAGUCCUAUAAAUUGCAUGUUCCUGCUGUUGGAAGUCUCAUAUAUGCAAAUAUAGAGGCAAAAACAGUUUAUGGAGCACUUCAUGCUUUGGAGACUUUCAGCCAAUUGUGCCACUUUAAUUUUGACAAGAGGAUUGUUGAAUUAUAUGCAGCUCCUUGGUCUAUUUUUGAUAAGCCAAGGUUUCCUUUUCGUGGACUUCUUAUUGAUACCUCUCGGCAUUACCUACCCCUACCAGUAAUAAAAGUUGUUAUCGAUUCAAUGGCAUAUAGUAAAUUGAAUGUGCUUCACUGGCAUAUUGUGGACGAGCAAUCCUUCCCCUUGGAGAUACCAUCAUAUCCAAGAUUGUGGUCUGGCUCAUAUUCUUAUUCCGAGCGAUACACCGUGGCUGAUGCUCUUGAAAUUGUACAGUAUGCACAAAGAAGGGGGAUAAAUGUCUUGGCUGAGAUUGAUAUUCCAGGCCAUGCUCGCUCAUGGGGUGUCGGAUAUCCUGCUUUAUGGCCAUCAACAGAAUGCAAUCAACCACUUGAUGUCAGUAACGAGUUCACAUUCAAAGUAAUAGAUGGAAUUCUUUCGGAUUUUUCAAAGAUUUUCAAGUUCAAGUUUGUCCACUUGGGAGGCGACGAAGUUAACACAAGUUGCUGGUCCAAUACCCCUCAUGUAAAAGAAUGGUUGAACAAACAUGGGAUGAAUGAAUCCGAAGCCUACAAGUACUUUGUUUUACGAGCACAAAAAAUAGCUAUAUCACAUGGAUAUGAAGUCGUCAAUUGGGAGGAAACUUUCAACAACUUUGGGAGACAACUGAACCCCGAAACUGUAGUCCAUAACUGGCUCGGCGGUGGAGUAGCAAAGAAGGUGGUCGCCGCUGGACUGAGAUGCAUAGUGAGCAACCAAGACAAGUGGUAUUUGGAUCACUUAGAUGCUACCUGGGAGGGGUUCUAUAUGAAUGAACCACUCAUAAACAUCACUGAACCAGAAGAACAAAAACGAGUUAUCGGCGGUGAGGUAUGCAUGUGGGGAGAGCAUAUUGAUGCCUCUGAUAUAGAGCAAACUAUAUGGCCGCGCGCUGCAGCUGCUGCUGAGCGACUAUGGACCCCUCUCGAGAAACUGGCAAAUGAUCCAACACGAGUCACGGGAAGAUUGGCUCGAUUUAGGUGUUUGCUUAACCAGAGGGGGAUUGCUGCUGCACCAUUGGCAGGACUAGGGCGUGCCGUUCCAAUAGAGCCUGGUUCUUGCUUGAAACAAUAAAAGAGAAGUUUGGCUUGAUUAACAGCAUUGUUUACAAUUGUGAAAUCAGGUUGAUUAGUCAUCAUUUUUAAGGUUUUAGUGGUUACAUUUGAAAUGAGAUUGGUAGCCAAAUUCAAAGAGGCCGACAAGUAAAUGUUAUGGUUCAACUUUAUUUGUGCAUUAGAGCAACUUGCCAUUGUUAGUAGUUUGUUUCCAUCUUGUCAAUAAAGUGGCAUGCUUAUCAUUAAUAAAGAAAUCAUUUCAUGUUUAUCAA